AUGAAGAGGAAACAGAAGAGAUUUCUGCAGAUGACUUUGUUAUUCAUGGUGGCUGUAAUUUUCCUGCCCAGUAUCGGUCUCUGGUCGCUGUACAAGGAUAAGCACCUGGUGAAAUCGACGGAGCCCGGAGAGCAGCAGACAUUUCCACUGGGCCUGGGAGAUGGGCAAUUCUAUGCAUGGACAGAUGGUUUAAGAAGAAAGGACUGGCAUGACUAUGGGAGCAUUCAGAAAGAGGCUAUGCGCUCAGGGAAAGGUGAACAUGGGAAACCUUACCCCCUCACUGAAGAGGACCACGAUGAGUCAGCUUACAGGGAAAAUGGUUUCAAUAUUUUUGUCAGCAACAACAUUGCUCUAGAGAGGUCCCUGCCAGAUAUCCGCCACGCAAACUGUAAGCACAAGAUGUAUCUGGAAAGGCUACCAAACACCAGCAUCAUUAUCCCAUUCCAUAACGAAGGCUGGACUUCACUCCUCCGGACCAUCCACAGCAUCAUCAACCGAACCCCAGAAAGUCUGAUUGCAGAAAUCAUCCUGGUCGAUGACUUCAGUGAUAGAGAACACCUGAAGGAGAAGUUGGAAGAAUACAUGGCUCGGUUUUCCAAAGUGAGGAUUGUUCGCACCAAGAAAAGGGAAGGGCUGAUCCGGACCCGACUCCUGGGGGCGUCCAUGGCCAGAGGCGAGGUCCUUACGUUCCUGGACUCCCACUGCGAGGUCAACGUCAACUGGCUUCCCCCGCUCCUCAACCAAAUUGCACUCAACCACAAAACCAUCGUGUGCCCCAUGAUCGAUGUCAUUGACCACAAUCACUUUGGGUACGAGGCCCAGGCCGGGGAUGCCAUGCGCGGCGCCUUCGACUGGGAAAUGUACUACAAGAGGAUUCCCAUCCCUCCAGAGCUGCAGAGGGCGGAUCCCAGCGACCCUUUUGAGUCUCCCGUUAUGGCUGGAGGUCUCUUUGCUGUGGAUCGCAAAUGGUUUUGGGAGUUGGGGGGCUAUGACCCAGGUUUGGAAAUCUGGGGAGGAGAGCAAUAUGAAAUCUCUUUCAAGGUCUGGAUGUGUGGAGGAGAAAUGUUUGACGUUCCGUGUUCUAGAGUUGGUCAUAUCUACAGGAAGUACGUCCCUUAUAAAGUUCCAUCCGGGACCAGUCUGGCAAGAAACCUGAAGCGGGUGGCGGAGACCUGGAUGGAUGAGUUUGCCGAGUACAUUUACCAGCGGCGCCCGGAGUACCGGCACCUGUCCACGGGGGACCUCUCCGCGCAGAAGGAGCUGCGCAGACAGCUCAAGUGCAAGGACUUCAAGUGGUUCAUGGCGGCGGUGGCCUGGGACGUGCCUGAGUACUACCCUCCAGUGGAGCCCCUACCCGCAGCCUGGGGGGAGCUUCGAAACGUGGCAGCAAAUCUCUGCGUGGACAGCAAGCAUGGAGCCACAGGGACCGAGCUGAGGCUGGACGUCUGUGUCAAGGACGGUUCUGAGAGGACGUGGUCUCAUGAACAGCUCUUCACCUUUGGCUGGAGAGAAGAUAUUCGGCCUGGUGAGCCCCUGCACACCCGAAAAUUCUGCUUCGACGCCAUCUCCCAUAGCAGCCCAGUCACUCUGUAUGACUGUCACGGCAUGAAAGGGAACCAGCUCUGGGGACAUCGAAAGGACAGAACAUUAUUCCAUCCUGUGAGUAACAGCUGCAUGGAUUGCAACCCAGCAGAGAAGAAGAUUUUCAUGGCCAGAUGUGACCCUCUCUCCGAGACUCAGCAGUGGAUUUUUGAACAUAUUAAUAUGACUGUUUUAGAAAAAUUUAACUACCAUGCCAGCUCCUAG
Molecule: messenger RNA, 1806 nt
Organism: Lagenorhynchus albirostris (white-beaked dolphin)
Lineage: Eukaryota; Metazoa; Chordata; Mammalia; Artiodactyla; Delphinidae
Gene: GALNTL6
Product: polypeptide N-acetylgalactosaminyltransferase like 6
Exons: 12
Coding region: 1-1806 (601 amino acids)
Cellular component (GO): Golgi apparatus
Source: RefSeq, a predicted model, not a curated record